CAAAAAGUUUUGCAAAGCUCAAAAAAAUGUACAUUUUGAAAAUUAGCGGAGCUUGCUUUGUCGUCAUGGAUCCAAGGCAAGGAAUCAGAGAAAGGUGGGCCACAUGACUUAAAGCAGGCUCUGUAGUAGCUUAUUUUCAACAUCUAUCGAUUGUACUGCACUAUUUCUUUUGUCCUGAUCAUUAUUUGAAACCCAAGAAGAAACAAAAUCACUACUGAGAAUCCUCCCACCCUAAAAUGGCACUGAGCAGUAAUGUUAUUGGUGCUAUAAACUUUGUUGCCAUGCUUCUCUCCAUUCCGAUUAUCGGUGCUGGGAUCUGGCUAGCAAUGGAACCAGACAACUCUUGUGUCAAGAUUCUACAAUGGCCUGUCAUUAUUUUGGGAAUACUAAUCUUAAUAGUAGCUCUUGCAGGCUUCGUGGGAGGUUUUUGGAGAAUCCCAUGGCUCCUUAUUUCUUAUCUCAUUGCCAUGCUCAUCCUUAUAAUAUUGCUUGCAUGUCUAGUGGUUUUCAUCUACAUGGUCACUGUUAGGGGUUCGGGUCACCUUGAACCCAGCAGAGCCUACUUGGAGUAUCGUCUUGAUGACUUUUCAGGUUGGCUUCGCCGGAGGGUUCAGAGUUCAUAUAAGUGGGAUCGGAUAAGAGGCUGCCUUAGCUCAACCAAUAUGUGUGCUGAGUUGAACCAGAGUUAUCGCAUGGCUCAAGAUUUCUUCAACGCUCAUAUUAGCCCCUUACAGUCAGGAUGCUGUAAGCCCCCAACCCAAUGUGGGUAUACAUUUGUGAAUCCAACGUAUUGGAUUAGUCCCAUUAACAACGCUGCAGAUAUGGACUGCCUGCAAUGGAACAAUGACCAAAAUCAACUUUGCUACAAUUGCGAUUCAUGCAAGGCCGGGUUGCUGGCUAAUUUGAAAGAGGAAUGGAGAAGGGCAGAUAUCAUAUUGCUCAUUACUCUUGUUGCCUUAAUAUGCGUAUACUUGGUAGGCUGUUGUGCCUUUAGGAAUGCCAAGACAGAAGAUUUGUUCCGCAGAUACAAGCAAGGUUAUACAUAGAACCUAAGUAAUUGGAGACUGAUGUUGUAAUGUUUGCUGGUUCGUACGUUGUUUUUGCUAAUUCUACGAGUUUCGUGUAAGAAGACUAUAUAAUUUCCUGAUUAAAGUGUGUGCUGUUUUGGGGUUUC
Molecule: messenger RNA, 1174 nt
Organism: Populus trichocarpa (black cottonwood)
Lineage: Eukaryota; Viridiplantae; Streptophyta; Magnoliopsida; Malpighiales; Salicaceae
Product: protein TORNADO 2
Exons: 2
Coding region: 237-1046 (269 amino acids)
Biological process (GO): auxin-activated signaling pathway
Cellular component (GO): plasmodesma; plasma membrane
Source: RefSeq, a predicted model, not a curated record